AUGAGCUCCGACGCGGAGAUGGCGGUUUUUGGGGAGGCUGCUCCUUUCCUCCGGAAGUCGGAGAAGGAGCGGAUCGAGGCCCAGAACAAGCCUUUCGACGCCAAGUCCUCUGUCUUUGUGGUGGACGCUAAGGAGUCCUUCGUGAAAGCCGUGGUGCAAAGCAGGGAAGGCGGGAAGGUGACAGCCAAGACUGAAGGUGGUGCUACUGUGACAGUUAAAGAUGACCAGGUGUUCCCCAUGAACCCUCCCAAGUACGACAAGAUCGAGGACAUGGCCAUGAUGACCCACCUGCACGAGCCCGCCGUGCUGUACAACCUCAAAGAGCGCUACGCAGCCUGGAUGAUCUACACUUACUCGGGCCUGUUCUGCGUCACCGUCAACCCCUACAAGUGGCUGCCGGUGUAUAACUCAGAGGUGGUGACCGCCUACCGAGGCAAAAAGCGCCAGGAGGCCCCGCCCCACAUCUUCUCCAUCUCCGACAACGCCUAUCAGUUCAUGCUGACGGAUCGGGAGAAUCAGUCCAUCCUGAUCACCGGAGAAUCCGGGGCAGGGAAGACUGUGAACACCAAGCGGGUCAUCCAGUACUUCGCAACAAUUGCAGUCACUGGGGAGAAGAAGAAGGAGGAAGCUACUUCCGGCAAAAUGCAGGGGACACUGGAAGAUCAAAUCAUCAGUGCCAACCCCCUCUUAGAGGCCUUUGGCAACGCCAAGACCGUGAGGAACGACAACUCUUCUCGCUUUGGUAAAUUCAUCAGGAUCCACUUUGGUACCACAGGAAAGCUGGCUUCUGCUGAUAUUGAAACAUAUCUUCUGGAGAAAUCUAGAGUUACUUUCCAGCUAAAAGCAGAAAGGAGCUACCAUAUUUUUUAUCAGAUCAUGUCUAACAAGAAGCCAGAUCUAAUUGAAAUGCUCCUGAUCACCACCAACCCAUAUGACUUCGCCUUCGUCAGUCAGGGAGAGAUCACGGUGCCCAGCAUUGAUGACCAGGAGGAGCUGAUGGCCACCGAUUUCAACAGCCUGGAGCAGCUGUGCAUCAACUUCACCAACGAGAAGCUGCAGCAGUUCUUCAACCACCACAUGUUCGUGCUGGAGCAGGAGGAGUACAAGAAGGAGGGCAUCGAGUGGGAGUUCAUUGACUUCGGGAUGGACCUGGCUGCCUGCAUCGAGCUCAUCGAGAAGCCCAUGGGCAUCUUCUCCAUCCUGGAGGAGGAGUGCAUGUUCCCCAAGGCUACAGACACCUCCUUCAAGAACAAGCUGUACGAACAGCACCUGGGCAAGUCCAACAACUUCCAGAAGCCCAAGGUUGUUAAAGGCAAGCCUGAGGCCCACUUCGCGCUGAUCCACUACGCCGGCACAGUGGACUACAACAUUACUGGCUGGCUGGACAAGAACAAGGACCCCCUGAAUGAGACGGUGGUCGGGCUGUACCAGAAGUCUGGCCUAAAAACGCUGGCUUACCUCUUCUCAGGGGCAGCAGCUGCUGCUGAAGCAGAGGCUGGUGGUGGAAAGAAAGGGGGUAAGAAGAAGGGCUCUUCAUUCCAGACGGUGUCUGCUCUCUUCAGGGAGAACUUGAACAAGCUGAUGACCAACUUGAGAAGCACUCACCCCCACUUCGUGCGGUGCAUCAUCCCCAAUGAGACCAAGACUCCCGGGGCCAUGGAGCACGAACUUGUCCUGCAUCAGCUGAGGUGUAACGGCGUGCUUGAAGGCAUCAGGAUCUGCAGGAAAGGCUUUCCAAGCAGGAUCAUUUAUGCAGACUUCAAACAGAGAUACAAGGUGCUAAAUGCCAGUGCUAUUCCUGAAGGACAAUUUAUCGACAGCAAGAAAGCUUCGGAGAAGCUGCUGGGGUCCAUUGAUAUUGACCACACCCAGUAUAAAUUUGGUCAUACCAAGGUCUUUUUCAAAGCGGGUCUUCUGGGGCUCCUGGAGGAGAUGCGAGAUGACAAGCUGGCCCAGCUGAUUACCCGGACCCAGGCUAUGUGCCGCGGGUUCUUGGCCAGGGUGGAGUACCAGAAGAUGGUGGAGAGAAGAGAAUCCAUCUUCUGCAUCCAGUACAAUAUCCGUGCCUUCAUGAAUGUGAAGCACUGGCCCUGGAUGAAGCUGUACUUUAAGAUCAAGCCCCUGCUCAAGAGUGCAGAGACUGAGAAGGAGAUGGCCAACAUGAAGGAAGAAUUUGAGAAAACCAAAGAAAGCCUUGCAAAGGCUGAGGCCAAAAGGAAAGAACUGGAAGAAAAAAUGGUAGCUCUGAUGCAAGAGAAAAAUGACUUGCAACUUCAAGUUCAAUCUGAAGCAGACAACCUGGCUGAUGCAGAGGAGAGAUGCGACCAGCUGAUCAAAACCAAGAUCCAGCUGGAGGCCAAGAUCAAAGAGGUGACAGAGAGGGCUGAGGACGAGGAAGAGAUCAACGCCGAGCUGACGGCCAAGAAGAGGAAGCUGGAGGAUGAAUGCUCCGAGCUCAAGAAAGACAUAGACGACCUUGAGCUGACACUGGCCAAGGUGGAGAAGGAGAAACAUGCCACGGAGAACAAGGUGAAAAACCUCACCGAGGAGAUGGCAGGCCUGGACGAGACCAUCGCCAAGCUGACCAAGGAGAAGAAGGCCCUCCAGGAGGCCCACCAGCAGACCCUGGAUGACCUGCAGGCCGAGGAGGACAAAGUGAACACUCUGACCAAGGCCAAGAUCAAGCUGGAGCAGCAAGUGGAUGAUCUGGAAGGGUCUUUGGAACAAGAGAAGAAAAUCCGAAUGGAUCUAGAGAGGGUCAAGAGGAAACUGGAGGGAGACCUAAAAUUGGCCCAAGAAUCCACAAUGGACGUGGAAAACGACAAACAGCAACUGGAUGAGAAACUCAAAAAGAAAGAGUUUGAAAUGAGCCAUCUGCAAAGCAAGAUUGAAGAUGAACAGGCUCUUGGUAUGCAGCUGCAGAAGAAGAUCAAGGAGUUACAAGCCCGCAUGGAAGAGCUGGAGGAGGAAAUCGAGGCAGAGCGGGCCUCCAGGGCCAAAGCCGAGAAGCAGCGCUCUGACCUGGCCAGGGAGCUGGAGGAGAUCAGCGAGCGGCUGGAAGAAGCCGGAGGGGCAACGUCCGCCCAGAUUGAGAUGAACAAGAAGCGGGAGGCGGAGUUCCAGAAAAUGCGCAGGGACCUGGAAGAGGCCACCCUGCAGCACGAGGCCACCGCGGCCACCCUGAGGAAGAAGCACGCGGACAGCGUGGCCGAGCUCGGGGAGCAGAUCGACAACCUGCAGCGGGUCAAGCAGAAGCUGGAGAAGGAGAAGAGCGAGAUGAAGAUGGAGAUCGAUGACCUGGCCAGCAACAUGGAGACGGUCUCCAAAGCCAAGGGCAACCUGGAAAAGAUGUGUCGCACCCUGGAAGAUCAAGUGAGCGAACUGAAGACGAAGGAGGAAGAGCAGCAGCGGCUGAUCAACGACCUGACGGCUCAGAGGGGGCGCCUGCAGACUGAGUCAGGUGAAUAUUCACGCCAGUUAGAUGAAAAAGAUUCACUAGUUUCUCAGCUCUCCAGAGGCAAGCAGGCUUUCACACAACAGAUUGAGGAGUUAAAACGGCAGCUUGAAGAGGAGAUAAAGGCCAAGAGUGCUCUGGCCCACGCCCUGCAGUCCUCGCGCCAUGACUGUGACUUGCUGCGGGAACAGUAUGAGGAGGAGCAGGAAGCCAAGGCCGAGCUGCAGAGGGCCAUGUCCAAAGCCAACAGUGAGGUGGCCCAGUGGAGGACCAAAUACGAGACGGACGCCAUCCAGCGCACAGAGGAGCUGGAGGAGGCCAAGAAGAAGCUGGCCCAGCGUCUCCAGGAUGCUGAGGAGCACGUGGAGGCGGUGAACGCCAAAUGCGCUUCCCUCGAGAAGACGAAGCAGCGGCUCCAGAACGAGGUGGAGGACCUCAUGAUUGAUGUGGAGAGAACCAACGCGGCCUGCGCGGCGCUGGACAAGAAGCAACGGAACUUUGACAAGGUCCUUGCCGAAUGGAAACAGAAGUACGAAGAAACUCAUGCUGAACUUGAAGCUUCCCAAAAGGAAUCCCGCUCACUCAGCACGGAGCUAUUCAAAAUCAAGAAUGCUUAUGAGGAAUCUUUAGACCACCUUGAAACCUUGAAGCGCGAAAACAAGAAUCUGCAACAAGAGAUUUCUGACCUCACGGAACAGAUCGCGGAGGGAGGAAAGCGGAUCCAUGAAUUGGAGAAAAUCAAGAAGCAAAUCGAGCAAGAAAAGUCGGAACUCCAGGCUGCUUUAGAGGAGGCAGAGGCAUCUCUUGAACACGAAGAAGGCAAGAUCCUGCGCAUCCAGCUGGAGCUGAACCAAGUCAAGUCGGAGAUCGAUAGGAAAAUUGCGGAAAAGGAUGAGGAAAUCGACCAGCUGAAGAGGAACCACAUCCGAGUGGUGGAGUCCAUGCAGAGCACGCUGGACGCUGAGAUCAGGAGCAGGAACGACGCCAUCAGGGUCAAGAAGAAGAUGGAGGGAGACCUCAACGAGAUGGAGAUCCAGCUGAACCACGCCAACCGCAUGGCUGCCGAGGCCCUGAGGAACUACCGGAACACGCAGGGCAUCCUCAAGGAUACCCAGAUCCACCUGGACGAUGCUCUGCGGGGCCAGGAGGACCUGAGGGAGCAGUUGGCCAUGGUGGAGCGUCGAUCCAACCUGCUUCAGGCCGAGAUCGAGGAGCUGCGGGCCACUCUGGAGCAAACGGAGCGGAGCAGGAAGAUCGCCGAGCAGGAGCUGCUGGAUGCCAGUGAGCGCGUCCAGCUCCUGCACACCCAGAACACCAGCCUGAUCAACACCAAGAAGAAGCUCGAGACGGACAUCUCCCAGCUGCAAGGAGAGAUGGAGGACAUUGUCCAGGAAGCCCGCAACGCAGAAGAGAAGGCCAAGAAGGCCAUCACCGAUGCGGCCAUGAUGGCCGAGGAGCUGAAGAAGGAGCAGGACACGAGUGCCCACCUGGAGCGGAUGAAGAAGAACCUGGAGCAGACGGUGAAGGACCUGCAGCACCGGCUGGAUGAGGCAGAGCAGCUGGCCCUCAAGGGAGGCAAGAAGCAGAUCCAGAAGCUGGAGGCCAGGGUACGAGAGCUUGAAGGAGAAGUUGAGAAUGAACAGAAGCGCAAUGUUGAGACUGUGAAGGGUCUUCGUAAACACGAGAGAAGAGUGAAGGAGCUCACCUACCAGACCGAGGAAGACCGCAAGAAUGUCCUCAGGCUCCAGGACCUGGUGGACAAACUGCAAGCGAAGGUGAAAGCUUACAAGAGACAAGCUGAGGAAGCGGAGGAGCAAUCCAAUGUCAACCUGGCCAAGUUCCGCAAGAUCCAGCACGAGCUGGAGGAGGCCGAGGAGCGGGCCGACAUUGCCGAGUCCCAGGUCAACAAGCUGCGGGUCAAGAGCCGGGAGGUGCACACCAAGAUCAUCAGCGAAGAGUGA
Molecule: messenger RNA, 5415 nt
Organism: Echinops telfairi (small Madagascar hedgehog)
Lineage: Eukaryota; Metazoa; Chordata; Mammalia; Afrosoricida; Tenrecidae
Gene: MYH1
Product: myosin heavy chain 1
Exons: 35
Coding region: 1-5415 (1804 amino acids)
Cellular component (GO): myosin complex
Molecular function (GO): actin filament binding; cytoskeletal motor activity; ATP binding
Source: RefSeq, a predicted model, not a curated record